UGAUAACAAAUGCUGCAUUGAUAAGGUCUAAUGAAUAUGUUUUAUGCAAAUACCGCAGUUAACUGGGUUCUUGCUUUGCUGAUUGUAUUAUCAACAACGUUUGCUUGUGAACUGGGAUGCAACUUACAAAAACCACCAUAUAAUGUUGACUGGUCGAAGAUGCCACCGAAGUGGUAUUUAUCCAGUCACACACCGGAUGAAACGUUUUCAAAUGUUAUAGCCUGUCAAAUAAUAGAAAACAUCACAAAUUCUGGACCUGAUGAUUAUCGCAUUUUUCUGAAGAACUACUAUGUUUCCGGGGCCGACCCGAGGAGCUUCUGGUUUCACGGACAGAUGAAACAUGAUUCAUGCUUUUAUUCAGGAACAGAUGAAGGACCAUCCAUCCAAGUCAAUUCUGAAGUAUCCUUAAACUAUAAUGACAUAAAGGCUGUUAUUGAAGAAACCAGACGCCAUAACUCAGGAAAGCAUCAUGUAGUUUCGACAGAUUAUUCAACAUACCUGAUUUUUGCGAUAUGUAUCAAAGAAGAGGAUGAGUUGCUUGUCCUGGUUUUUCAAUCGACACCGGAUCCGUCCGAUAAAGACAUGUUGCAAGCUGAAAAUGGCCUUCGCAUUAUCAAAGCACACUCUCCCUUGGAACCGUCGAAAUGUUUUCAGCACGACUUCGAAAAAAAGAAAAGAUAGAAAUGAUCGAUCUACACUCAGAAAAA
Molecule: messenger RNA, 707 nt
Organism: Styela clava
Lineage: Eukaryota; Metazoa; Chordata; Ascidiacea; Stolidobranchia; Styelidae
Source: RefSeq, a predicted model, not a curated record